UGUUGGUGUGAAGAAAUACAAAGAAGACAAGUGCCCUCCCUCCCACCUCCUAUCUGUCCUCCUAACAAACUCUCUACAUCUACCCUCUUCUGCUCUAAAUAUACCCCUCAGCAUUUCGAUCUUCCCUAGCUUAGUUCUUCGUUUCGUCGUAAAACUGUGUCGUUUAGGUUAACUUCUCCAUGACUCAGACCAGGAGGAUCUUCACCUUUGUGCUGAGGCUGCUGGCCUUGGCUGCUACUGUUUCUGCCACCAUAGUUAUGGUCACCAGCCACGACUCUACCAGGGUCUUGAACUUGACCUUCAAGGCCAAAUUCAGCGAUUCCCCGACUUUCAUGUACUUUGUGAUUGUGGAGGCAAUUGUAAGUGGAUACAACCUUAUAAUCCUGCUUCUUUCUUCGAAGGGCUCACUGUGGCGCAUUGUUAUCAUCCUAGAUGUGGUUGCAGCUCUUCUUCUUACUUCAAGCAUGUCAGCAGCCCUGGCGAUAGGUCAAGUGGCGAAGAAAGGGAACACUCACGCUGGUUGGCUGCCAAUUUGUGGACAAGUGUCCAAGUUUUGCAACCAUGUCAAUGGGGCUCUUGUUGCUGGCAUCCUUGCAGCAAUAUUUUACUAUGUGCUUAAUCUAUUUACUCUUUACAAUGCUCUUAAUCCUCUCUUCGUGGUAAAACCUAGUUAAUUACCAUGAAAUUCUGUUGGGUUAAUUUUCCUUUCGAUAUUUCCCAGCAUUUCUGCUUUUUCCACCGUAAAAAAUUUAAUGUAAUAUUGUACUUGAAUGGCUGUUAAUUUGGAAUUUAUGAAAAAGUCCUUUUUAUAUUA
Messenger RNA from Pyrus x bretschneideri (Chinese white pear), 814 nucleotides. Its product is annotated as CASP-like protein 1C2. The transcript is spliced from 3 exons. The coding region runs from base 180 to 674 and encodes 164 amino acids. The record is from RefSeq and is a predicted model, not a curated record. NCBI's taxonomy places the organism in Eukaryota, Viridiplantae, Streptophyta, Magnoliopsida, Rosales, Rosaceae.